Drosophila rhopaloa is the source of this 829-nucleotide messenger RNA. RefSeq names its product protein sisterless A. The record is from RefSeq and is a predicted model, not a curated record. Lineage: Eukaryota; Metazoa; Arthropoda; Insecta; Diptera; Drosophilidae. Bases 79 to 642 code for a protein of 187 amino acids. The transcript has a single exon.
CAUUGGGAUAGGGCAUCAUUAGCAUUUGAAAGUUCGUCGAGAGCAGACACACAUCAUCAUCAUCAUCAGCAUAUCGCAAUGGAACGGAGUCAUCUUUACUUGCCCACUCUGAGCUACGCGGCCAUGGGUCACGUAUACGCACCGUAUAUCGGAAGCACUUCGCCCGCCUCAACAUCAUCGUCAUCAUCGAAGCCGGAACAGAUCGAGGAGCUGGUGUCCCAGCAGCUGCACCAUCUGAAGAUGCACUACGCCGACGAGGAGCAGCGCUACGUGGACCAGAUGCUGCUGGAGAAUCCCAUUGUGGUGGAGCGUCGAGCACCGCCGCCGUUGAAAUCGGAGAUUGUCGUGGAUCAGGGCUCGAAUUCGGGAUCCGGUUCGGGGUCGGAUGUCAAGGAGGCCAAGGAUGCACAGCGUCAGCGGGCGGAGUCGUGCCGCAAGUCCCGCUACAACAACAAGAUCAAGAAGGCCAAGCUGCGCUUCCGGCACAAGUUCGUCAGCGGCCAGCUGAAGAAGAGCGCCGUGAUGCUGGACACGAUGCGGGAUGUGAUCGCGCAGGCGGAGCGGCAGCUGCUCGACCGGGGAUUCCCCGCCGCCGCCCUCGAGCGGAUGCGCACCACCUUCGGCCUGGAAAUGGAGCACUGACCAUCAUAAUCACCAUUACACUACAUCGAACACAUACAAAUCCGAAGCACCGGAAUAGGAACGGAUCCCUGACUAGUCCAGCAUUAGCCACACCACUUUUUUUUCUUGUUGACUAUAUUUAGUUACUUUAGUUACUCUAAGCAUAUUAUUAAAUUUUUAAAUAAACACUAUGAAAUAUUUUGGAAAA